AUGAGCUCCUCCACACCUGAUCGGACAGCCUCCUCCGAUUCCCGCGCUCGCCGGUUCAAGCUCCGACAGGCGACGUUCAUUCUGCCUCGUACAGGCCAGCGCUUGAAAGGGUUAGUGAACCUGGUGAAAUCGGGAAGUCGCGAUGGCGGCACUGCUGCUGCCCAAGAAGAUGGCGACGAGGAGGAGCAACGUCCUCUCCUCGACGGCGACUCCUCCGAGUCCUCUUCCACUCCUUUGCAACGGCCUCUACUACCGAACGAGAUGGCAAACGCUGCUUCCUACAAAAUACUAGGCUUGCGGGAUAAAGUGUAUGCAUUCGCGGUUUCAGAGCAUGGAAAGGGUGUCUUCAAGUUUGGUCUGGCUUAUUUGUUGGGCUCUUUGGCGACAUUCAUCCCCUUUAUCUCGUCGUUUCUAGGUCAUCAAGAUGGGAAACAUGUUGUUGCGACGAUCACGGUUUAUUUCCACCCAGCUCGUUCUAGAGGAAGCAUGCUCAAGGCUUUGAUCUGCGCUAUUCUCGCAUUUCUUUAUACAACCUUUCUAUCUGUCACCAGCAUGUGCGUCUCCAUGUUCUUCGACAAUCUUGACUUGCUUGUGAUUGGACAUAUUAUAGUUCUGGUUAUCUUUUGCGGUGGUGGGUUUGCGUUUAUUGGAUGGACGAAGCAGAGGCUCAACGACCCUCUCGUCAACGUUGCAUGCUCUCUCGCUUCCCUCUCUACGACGACAAUUCUGACGAAAGAAGGCGCAGUGCAAAAGGGCGAUCUAUCAUUUGUUAAAAUAUCGCAGACUCUCAAGAUGCUGAUUAUGGGUGUCUGCGCGGCUAUGGCAGUAUCAUUCCUGAUCUUUCCCAUAUCGGCGAGGAAGAAGCUCCGGUCGAAUAUGACGACAAUGACAAGCACCCUCGCAAUUAUGCUUGGCUACGUGACCGAAAGCUUUAUCACCGGAUCCGACGAAGAAAUGUAUACAGCGCCUUUUACCAGUGCGUCUGCACAGAACAAGAGAAGCUACGUUAUCCUGGAUAAAUUGGUCAAAGAAGCCAAACUUGAGCACUAUGUCGCAGGUACGGAGAGGGAGUAUCGCCUGGAAAAGAGACUUGUCCGAUGCGUUCAAGAUAUCAACCAGAAUAUGGGCGGCUUGCAGAGUGCGGCAACUUUACAAUUUCAACUUCUGAAGCAGACUCAACAGGGCCCAAGCAUCUUCUCACCGAGUCAUAACAUUCUUACACGUAAGAACAGCUCAACAAGUUAUCCCGGUAUCUGGUCCGUGUUUGAAGACUCGGCAAAUCUCACACCAUUGGGAGAGCCAGAGGAGGCGGAUCUCACAGCGGAAUCUCAGACAAUACAUGCCACCCCAUCACCGCAGCGCAUGUUUGAAGUCUUUAUUGAACAUUUGGGGCCAUCUAUGCAAUCAUUUGCAUUCACCCUCAAGGAGAUUCUACAGGAGAUACCUUUUGGUCCAGGUCCAGAUCAUAACGUAUCAUUCAAUACCAAGUUCCAUGGUAGUCUUGAUCGUGCCUUAAAACUGUACCGCGACGCUAGAGAAGCGGCUUUGACCUCGGUCUACCGAGAACGAGACUUUGCCAAAAUUCAAUCUCCUGAUGUGGAAGCGGACCUCGAGGAAGUGUCUGCUAGCUGCGGUCAUUUUAGUUUUACUUUGAUGGAGUUCGGAGAACAGUUGAAAGAUCUCCUCCAGAUCCUGGACGAGUUGAAGCUUGAAUGUGAGGAACGACCUCAGGGCUUGACGUGGAAUUGGUUGAAGUUUUGGCGAGUCUUUAAAAGUUCACAUCCGGAACCUUCAAGCAAUGAAUAUUCAAAUCUGGCACUCACGAGCUCAAGCCGUCCAUCCCUCAGGAAAAGACAUUCGUCGUUGGAGGGUGGCUACACGGACGACAUUCGCCUUCAGAAUAAGGUCACCUACCGAGUCUGGAAAUCUCUGGGCUUUUUACGGCGUGACGAGACGAAAUACGCUGUUAAAGUUGGUGCUGGUGCUGCUAUGUAUGCUCUGCCAUCUUUUAUUCCUCUGACGAGGCCUGUGUUUACGGCGUGGAGAGGCGAAUGGGGUCUUGUCUCGUACAUGUUGGUCUGCUCUAUGACUAUAGGGGCAUCCAACACCACUGGGUACGCCCGAUUCCUCGGUACAUGUCUUGGUGCCUGUUGCUCGAUAGCUUCCUGGUAUGUGUCGGGUGGGAAUGUUUUUGCUCUUGCCUUUUUAGGCUGGCUUAUGGCCACGUGGACCGCCUAUAUCAUUCUGGUCAAAGGCCAAGGACCCAUGGGACGAUUCAUUAUGCUCACAUACAAUCUGUCGGUUCUAUAUGCUUACUCACUGUCUGCUAAUGACAAUGAUCACGACGACGAUGAAGGUGGUGCUCAUCCUAUUAUCACGGAGAUUGCACUUCACCGUGUGGUUGCAGUCUUGUCUGGCUGUAUCUGGGGGAUCAUAGUCACACGAGUCAUCUGGCCGAUUAGUGCAAGAGCAAAAUUAAAGGAUGGUCUGAGCCUUCUCUGGCUGCAGAUGAGUUUGAUCUGGAAACGUGAUCCAUUAUCAAUGAUGAUCAAUGGCAAACCCGUUAUUCCAUAUCUGACUCCCCGCGAAAAACUGCAAAUCGAGCGCUUCAUCCAGAAUUUGGAAUCAUUACAGGUUGCAGCCAAAUCAGAAUUCGAACUAAGAGGCCCCUUUCCUGAAGUGGCGUAUCGAAAUAUCAUUAAUCGAACAAGAAGCAUGCUAAACGCAUUCUAUUCUAUGAAUAUGGAGAUUUUGAAAAAUCUCACGGCCUCGGAGGGCGAGAUAAGUUUGCUUCAGUACACGACCCAAGAGCGUGUGCAACUGUCAUCUCGUAUCAGUCAUUUGCUGUCAGUGCUUGCAUCUUCAAUGAAGCUCGAGUAUCCUCUGAAUGAUGCUCUGCCAAGCAUACAACACGCGCGAGACAGACUAUUAGCUCGUAUAUUUCACUAUCGUCUCGAAACCGAAUCAUCACUGCGUACCACCGACAGCGAUUAUGCACUACUCUAUGCCUACGUCUUGGUGACGGGUCAAUUAGGAAGUGAGAUUAUUGAGCUUGUAAACGAAAUCAGCAUCCUGUUUGGGGUAUUGAAUGAGGAUGUCAUUGAGCUCCAAUAGCUUUAUAGUUAGAGUAGUAUUGUACAUAACCACAAUAGCAUAUACGGAGUACUUCUGAAUAUGAUCCCUUGAAUAUGUCUACAUUUGCUGCCCACCCGUACAGAAUAUUUAAAAGCAGAAGAGGCUCAACAUGACAAACCAUAUUUAUUCUCAAAUAUAGACAUCUGCGAACAAGUGACGCAGCGAACUAACUAAUACGUACCGAAUGCGGGCGGC
Messenger RNA from Talaromyces stipitatus ATCC 10500, 3330 nucleotides. RefSeq lists its product as uncharacterized. The coding region runs from base 1 to 3114 and encodes 1037 amino acids. Lineage: Eukaryota; Fungi; Ascomycota; Eurotiomycetes; Eurotiales; Trichocomaceae. The record is from RefSeq and is a predicted model, not a curated record. The transcript is spliced from 6 exons.